AAGGUUACUGCAGCCCACCACCACCUUCUCCUUCUCCCUCCCGGACCAGAAUACCAGAUACCAUUCCCUUCCCCCGGAAAAAAAGCCUAUAAACCAUCGCACCAGCCACCAGGCAAGGGCAGUCACAGAGGCAACAGCUACGAGCAAGAAACGCUCUAGCAAAGCAAAGGCAACGCAAAGCAUUUUCCGGCGAAGUGCUCUGGUCGGGACGAGCUUGCCGUACUUGCACUCUUGUGCUUCUCCCCUGUGAUAUAUAAGUUGUCGGAGGCGGGAAGCCAUGUCUGUCUCGUCCGCUCUGUCGUCAUUCCUGUACGGGUGCUUCUACCCCAUCGGCGGCCGCCACAACCACCGCGCCGGCGCGUACUACCACAGCAGCCACCCGACAAGCGCCGACACCCUGUACUACAACAACCAGGGCGCGCUGGCCGGGCGCAGGAUGGGCCGGAGCAGGCCGCUUUCGUUGCAGACUGUUGAGCUGAAGGUUCGGAUGUGCUGCUCGGGGUGCGAGCGGGUGGUGAAGCACGCGCUGACGAAGCUGCGGGGCGUGGACAGCGUGCAUGUGGAGGUGGAGAUGGAGAAGGUGACGGUGACCGGGUACGUGGAGCGGCACCGGGUGCUCAAGGAGGUCCGGCGCGCCGGGAAGAAGGCCGAGUUCUGGCCGGAGCAGCCGCUGCACUUCACCUGCAAGGAGGAGUACUUCCGCGACGAGGAGUCGUUCCGCCCCAGCUACAACUACUACCGCCACGGCUACAACGGCGACAAGCACGGCAAGCUCCACGAGCCCCAGCGCGGCUCCGACCCCGUCAGCAACAUGUUCAACGACGACGACGUCAACGCAUGCUCCAUCAUGUAGUGUAAAUCUCGCCGUCGUCCUGUGUGUGGGUGUGUGGGUGUGAUCAUUGUGCUCGGCGCCGGCGUGCACGCCUGCCGGCCGCCGGGGCCGGGGACGAAGUAGUAGCAGUGGUAGCAAGAUGGGCAAGUGGAGCAUGCGCUCGUGUAAGGAUGCUUAAAGCGCGGUGGUAUGGAAUGAUCAGUGGUGCCCUCUACGGGUUACACGACGUA
This is a messenger RNA of Lolium perenne, 1062 nucleotides long. Its product is annotated as heavy metal-associated isoprenylated plant protein 44. The record is from RefSeq and is a predicted model, not a curated record. NCBI's taxonomy places the organism in Eukaryota, Viridiplantae, Streptophyta, Magnoliopsida, Poales, Poaceae. Gene Ontology annotation, molecular function: metal ion binding.